CAAGGCACAGAAACACUUCAAAAUUGUGUCACAUUUUCCGUCAGAAAGUCAUCAUUCACAAAAUCAUCCCAAUACGCAAAUAAUACGCGAAAUCUUUGUUGUUCUGAGUUUUAUGUUAAGAAAAUGGUUGACCCAAUAUUUGAUUACCAAUUUAGACUUAUUCUAAUCGGUGACAGUACUGUGGGCAAGAGUUCAUUGCUGAAAUACUUUACAGAUGGAAAAUUCGCAGAGCUAUCCGAUCCAACUGUGGGCGUUGAUUUUUUCGCAAGGAUCAUAGAAGUACAGGAUGGUACAAGAAUUAAAUUGCAACUAUGGGACACAGCUGGUCAGGAGAGGUUUAGGUCUAUAACUAAAUCUUACUACAGAAAUUCGGUCGGAGCUCUCCUCGUGUACGACGUGUGUAAUCGAUCGAGUUUUGAACAUAUACCUCUUUGGAUGAUGGAAGCGAAAAGACAUAUAGAACCACACCGGCCAGUAUUUGCUCUGGUUGGCUGUAAAGUGGACCUCGUUGGUAGUGAUAACAAAAACGGUGCAAGAAGAGAAGUGUCCUGUGAGGAGGCUAGAAUGUUUGCCGAAGAAAAUGGCUUACACCAUGUGGAGACAUCAGCAAAAACAGGAUUAAAUGUUGAACAAGCAUUUAUUCUCGUCGCUCAAGAAGUUUACAAUCGCAUACAGACAGGAGAAUACAAGGUAGAAGAUGGUUGGGAUGGCAUCAAGACGGGCUUCAAUAGACCUAACGGUAUGGACUUUAACCUGCUUGAAGCGGAAACAGUUCAGUCUACCUGCUGUUAGACAAAUAUUAUAUUUAGAUGUAAAUAUGGACUCAUAUUAGAUUUAUAAUAACAUAAGUAUAACUUUAUUAAAUAUGUAAAUGGCACAUCUUCUCGAUGCUGGGUCCUCAAGUAAUAUUUCUGGAAGUAUGUUUAAAUAGAUCUGCCCUUCUUAAUAAACACUUAAUACACCUCCAUGUAAUUUUACUUACUUUUACAUAUGAAUUGAUAGACAUAUUCUGAAUCUAACAUUAUAAUAGUGCCAAUAAAUAAUAUAUAGUAUUUCUUUUCAGAAUGCUAUUUGUCUGUAAAUAAAAAUAUUCUUAUUUUAUUUUUCUUUUAUGUUAAUGCCAAAUGUUCUUUUGUUUUCUUUAUAUUUAUAUAUAUGAUUCCAAUCAAUUUGUCUUGAUAUUUUUGUUUUUGCCAUUUUUGUUUCAACUUCAUAACAUCACAAUUUUAUAUAAUUCAGUUAAUAAACACAAAUUAACCAAAGAGUUGGAUUUGGUAUCUGAAUCUGUUCAAAAAGUUAUUUUAGUUUUAAAUUAUUUUAGUGACAAUACUAACAAUGAACUACACAUGGAGUAGUUGAAGUUUUGUACCUGCGAUAACAAUUUAUGUUGAGGAUAGACAUAUUUAUUAGUUUAAAAUAUACAUUUGUAUAAUAUUUAAUAAUUAAACGACCAGAUGUUUAUAAAAAAUGCAUAAAUAUUUCAAAAACCUUAUAUUGGGAAGAUAAUCACUCUACUACAAUCUAAAAUAAUAAUUAAUUAGACUAUACAGUGUAUUGUGUAGUAUAAACUUUGUGGCUCGAUUACAUCAGUAAUUCAAUUAGUCACAAGUUAGAUAUUCAAUAUUUAAUCUGGCUUAGUCUUAAGGCUGAUUUUUGAAUUGCAAGUUUGUAACUUUUAUAUGAAGACAUUUUGAUGGGUUUCGCAUAGAAAUUUAAUCAAAAUGACCAUUUAAUUCUUACUAUAAAAGUUAAUAUAAAAGUCAGGAAAUGGUAAAUAAAAAUGUCUAUUCUCAGUAUAACACAUAUUAUUGAUAGUUUUUGUAAGAAUUAUAGUCCCUUAUAUGAUUAAAAUAAGAGUAAAUUGAACUAACAAUUGGGAAUUAUAUAUUAUGUUAUCGAGGACACAUUAUUACAAACAUUAAAAUUCAACAGUUGAUCUGUUGCAUCAUGUGCCUUUGUGGAAUGCAAGAUAUAUAAUGGGUCAAGUAAAAUAUUAUAAUUAGUUUGUUUAAUGAUAAAAAAUGUUUGGAUUAAUUUGGCACAGGUUAUAUUAAUGUAUUGUAAAUUUAAUUAUAAUGAUAAUUUAAAUACAUAACAUGGCUUAAUUCAUUGCUCAUUACAGUAAUAUUUGUAAUAUUGAUAGAGUAAUUUUAAAUAAUAAUCUUAUUUUGCCGAAAAGUUUGGGACACUGAUAAUGCAGAAAAUAUGUGCCGUCCAGAGUCUCGGGCAUUAUAAAACACGAGAUGCGAAAAUUGAAUUUUAUUUAUCUAAAAAUAUGUAAAAAGUAAUUCCGCUAUAUAAGUCUUCACUGUAACAACAAGAGUUAAUUAACAAUACAUUAGUAUUUGUUUUUUUAUUAAUAUGUUUUUUUACAUAUUUAAGGGGAAUAAGUAUGUGUGCAUUGUAAAGUUAGAGACCUAUGUGCAACAAGUGUGAAAGUAAAAUACGUAAAUAUGAACGCAACACACAAUGACUUUAUCACAUUAUGUAUGUGACAAGUAGGUCUUAAAUUAUAAUUAAUAAAACACAAAUAAUGUAUGUCACAGGUUUAUUUAAUAAUGCAAUUAUCUCGUCAUAGCGCUGUUAUUAUACGCUUUUAUAAAUGAAAAUAAAUGUUUUGUUAAUUAUUA
Messenger RNA from Nymphalis io (European peacock), 2630 nucleotides. RefSeq names its product ras-related protein Rab-39B (gene Rab39). Gene Ontology annotation, molecular function: GTPase activity; GTP binding. The coding region runs from base 124 to 792 and encodes 222 amino acids. Lineage: Eukaryota; Metazoa; Arthropoda; Insecta; Lepidoptera; Nymphalidae. Gene Ontology annotation, cellular component: Golgi membrane. The record is from RefSeq and is a predicted model, not a curated record. Gene Ontology annotation, biological process: Rab protein signal transduction. The transcript has 3 exons.